Mercurialis annua (annual mercury) is the source of this 2971-nucleotide messenger RNA. RefSeq names its product protein SIEL. Gene Ontology annotation, biological process: intercellular transport. The record is from RefSeq and is a predicted model, not a curated record. The transcript is spliced from 8 exons. Gene Ontology annotation, cellular component: endosome. NCBI's taxonomy places the organism in Eukaryota, Viridiplantae, Streptophyta, Magnoliopsida, Malpighiales, Euphorbiaceae. Bases 138 to 2954 code for a protein of 938 amino acids.
UACCAAAAAAAACAGAAAAAGAGCGCGCGUUUAGACAAUCAUUUCCCAGUUCCCGGCAACUCCUCAUUUCAAAAACCCUCAAUGGAGCGACUUGACUGAAAAUUCCGGCGAAAGAAAUACCAGAAAAACUCGCAUCAAUGGAGAAAUACAUGUGGACCACGUGCGAAUCCUCUCUCAACAACGACGACCCACCCUCUCAACAAUCCCUAACUAUAAUAAGAUCACUCAUAGUCAAUCCCCACACUUCAAUUUCCACAAUCACUUCAAUUCUCGAAACCCUAACUCGCUCACUCAAACUCACAACUCGCCGCCACAUUCUCAAACUACUCACUGACCUCGCUUCACACCGCCCUCACCUCUCCUCUUCAAUUUUCAACUCUAUCCACUCAAGUCCUCCCACUGACCUCGACUCACUCACCGCACUCGCUUCAAUUUCGGAGCAGAAUCCAAAUUUAAAAAUUGAGCUGGACGAUGGACUCUUUGUGUCCAUGUGUUUCAGUUGUGGUACGGUUUCUAACAGGCUGUGGCUACUGAAAAAUGGAGAUAAAUUUGGUGUAUCUGUGCAGGUUUUGUUGACGUUGUUUCUAGGGUUUACGAAGGAUCCGUAUCCUUAUGUGAGAAAAGAGGCGUUGGAUGGAUUGGUUAGAUUGUGUAAAUGUGGAGUGGUUUUUGAGGAUAAUGAGAGUGUGAUUGAAGGUUGCUACUCGCGUGGUGUUGAGCUUUUGAACGAUUUUGAUGAUUGUGUGCGGUUUUCUGCUGUUAAUUUGGUCAGUGAAUGGGGUCUCAUGAUUAUAGCAGCUAACCAAGAGGAAAAUAAAAAAGAUUGGUCAGAUACUGUAUUUAUGCAGCUAUGCUCUGUGGCAAGAGAUAUGAGUAUGGGCGUAAGGGUCGCAGCUUUUAGUGCGGUUGGGAAGAUACAAAUGGUAUCCGAGGAAAUUCUGUUACAAACUCUAUCCAAGAAAGUCCGACCUAUCGCGAAGGAGAAGAAAUCUCAUAGUCUCCACACUGCAGAAAAGUUAAAAAGUUUGGUAGCAAAUGCUGCUGGAGCUUUUGUGCAUGGGCUUGAGGAUGAAUUUUAUGAGGUGAGAAGGUCUGCCUGUUACUCAUUGCAUAAGCUUGUCAUUCUUUCUGCUGAGUUUGCUGCUCGGGCCUUAAAUCUGUUGAUGGACGUGCUCAACGAUAAUUCCAUGGUUGUCAGGUUAGAAGUUCUAGAAAUACUGCAUCAUAUGGCUGCCUCUGAUUGUCUAGAUGUACAGGAAAUGCAAAUGCAUAUGUUUCUUGGCACUCUGGUGGAUAUUAAUGAUGUAAUAAGAUCUUCAGCAAGAAAAGUUUUUAAACUAAUGAAGCUUUCCAAUUUGGAGCUGUUUCAACUAUCCAUAGACAGCCUUCUUGAGAAUUUGGAUAUGUAUCCUCAGGAUGAAGAUGAUGUCUUCUCCGUUUUAUUUUAUAUGGGGCGAAGCCAUAAAGAUUUCACAGCAAGCAUUAUCAAGAAGGUUUCUCGAGAGAUAGAGCCCGAUUCUAAUGGAAAUAUAAGCCUGGAUAGUGCAAGAAUAGCUGCAUUUCUUGUACUUUCCAUCUCAGCUCCACUCUCAGGUGAUCAGAGGUGCCAGAGUAUUCCACCUAGAUUUUUCUCUUAUGCAGUUACACUGCUAGGGCGGAUCUCUUUUGCACUGAAAGAUAUUCUGGACCAAGACGCCCUUUUGGAAUAUUUAUUUCAGUGCAGUAGAGCUCCUGUUUCUUCUAAUAUGGAAGUUGAAGGGGAAGAACCAUCUCUUCCUUCAAUUAAUGCUUAUGUUGGGACUCAUAAUGUGAUAGAUGCUAGCGAUCCUGUUUUGACACCAUUGCUGCAAACAGGCGUUGAAAAAUCAGAAUUUCAUUCUAUAAUAUCAGUUGAAUCAGGGGAUGUAGGGGACUCAUAUGCAGAAUGCCAACUGGAUGAGCAUGACCAAAUGAGGAAGUCUAUGAAUUUAAUGGUCGCAAAUGUCAAAGAUGUGUGGCAGUUGGUGCAAUCAAGUUGCAUUGAUACAGCAUUAAAGACUUUGAGGGCUUGCAAGGAAGAAGUGGCAAUGAUUGCUUCAUCAUUUUCAGAAUCCACCAGUGUUUUGGCGUUUAUGUCACAGUAUAUUAAAAUAAUGACACUGCUUGCGAAGAUCUGGAGGCACAUUGUGCGGAAGGGCCAGUCUUACGAAAUUGGAGAGUUGGAGAUUCUCUUAGGUAAAUUAGAAAGGAAGCUCAGAGAAAUGAGAUGUAAGUUCAUAGGGUUCUCUAAAGAAGAGGAGUCACAUGUCUUGGAGCUUGUGGUUUUGGCAUGCAUAUUGAGGUUGUUUAAACUAGAAAUCUGCUGCUACCGUACUACUUUGAAAAGGCUGUCUGCUACAAUUUCACGUCUAGAAUUUCUUCACGAGGAAGGAUCUAUUCAGCUCUCCAAUUUUGUUGGGGAAGUUAAAAGAACUCUGCAUGGAAGUGCCACUUCAGUUGGAGGUAUUUCCUGCAGUCCCUUUGCGUUAAUGGAGUUAGUUAAUCGAUUUUCUAUCGAGCAGUUCAGUUUAUGCGCAGGAGUGAGGCAUUUGUAUGCAGAAUUGAAUGUUCAGAAUAAUGAUUCUGAAAAUCCUCUUCCCUUUAUAUCAGGAUUACCUGUUGGUAUACCUUUAAUGAUCACUUUGCAUAAUACUUCAAGUGAAACCAGGUUAUGGCUGAGGAUGGCAAUGAGUGAAGAGUCGACACAGUUUGUCUUUUUGGAUCUGAACACUCUUCGAGGCUAUGGUGAGGCUAAUAAUUUUAAUUUUGUUGCACCCUUUCACAGAACUCCUAAAAUAGGUUCAUUCACGGUAAGAGUUUGUAUUGGAAUCGAAUGCAUUUUUGAAGAUGUUCAUUCAGUCAAAAUCUGUGGCGGUCCAAAACAUCCAUUACUGUAUAUUUGCCCCGAAAAAGAAGUUUAUCUAUGCAGGUUUUAGCAUCUACUGGUUUUCUA